AUGUCGAGCGAGUCGCCAUUAUCCACGCCCACGCAGAAUGUGGUGCUGGACACCUCGAAGCUUCCCGCGUCGACCUCAACAUCGGUCUGGGAUCGCAUCUCGAACUGGGUGUCAGAGAACAAGGCUGUUGUCUACACCAUUGCUGGAGUCGCCGUGGUCGUGACCGGCGCUGGAGUCGUCUACUACCUGUCCGACUCUAGCAAGCCGAGCGCUUCAUCUACCCCCUCCGCCCCAAAGAAGAGCAAGAACCAACGACGGAAAGAGAAGAAGAAAGCCGAAGAAGAGAAGAAGCCCAAGACUCCCUCGGUACAGGAUGAGCCUGCGGUCAAAAAGACCGAAGAGCCCGCCGAUGAUCUACCGGAUGUUGAUGAGGCGACCGUUGGGCAACUACUAACCGAUGCACGGAAGACCCGGAAGGAGUAUGCUGCCAAGUUGAAGGCCGCCGGUAACAAGGCUUAUGGCGCCAAGGAAUACAACAAUGCUAUUGAGCUAUAUGGAAAGGCCAUCAUUUGCAAGCCUGACCCCGUUUUCUACUCGAACCGCGCCGCCUGCUACAAUGUUUUGUCGGAGUGGGAGAAGGUCGUGGAGGAUACCAGCGCUGCGCUUGCGAUGGAUAGCGAGUACGUGAAGGCCCUGAACCGGAGAGCCAUUGCCUAUGAGCACCUGGGCAAGUUCAGCGAAGCUCUUCUUGAUUUCACUGCCAGCUGCAUCAUCGAUGCUUUCUCCAACGAUGUCAGCCGCAACUCCCUCGAGCGCCUGCUGAAGAAGGUUGCCGAGCAGAAGAGCAAGGCCAUCCUCGAGGCCCGCAGCAAGAAGCUGCCCAGCGCCACCUUUGUUUCCAACUACCUGCAGAGCUUCCGCUCUCAGGCUCUUCCUGAGGGCCUGGAGGAAUCCGUUGAGCUGAGCGAGGAUUCCGGCAAGGGCCUGCUGCGCAAGGGUCUUAUUGCCAUGGGUAAGAAGACCGGUGAUGGUUACGAGGAGGCCGCUGCUGCUUUCGAAAAGGCCCUUGAGGUUGGCGAUCUCGGUGAUUUCGAGGCUCUUGCUCUCAACAUGCGGGCCACUUUUACCUAUCUUGGCGGCAACGCCAACGGUGCGCUGGAAGGUCUGAACAAGAGCGUGGAGAUGCAGCCAUCUCUAGUCCAGAGCUACAUCAAGCGCGCCAGCUUGCACCUUGAGCUCGGAAACAAGGAUGCUGCUGCGGACGACUUUGAGCUCGCCAUCACUCACAACAAGGAUGACCCCGACAUUUACUAUCACCGCGCUCAGCUCCACUUUAUCCUGGGUGAGUUCGCGGAGGCCGCCAAGGACUACCAGAAGUCCAUCGAUCUCGACCGGUCUUUCAUCUACUCGCACAUCCAGCUUGGUGUUACCCAGUACAAGAUGGGCUCCGUUGCAUCGGCCAUGGCUACUUUCCGCCGCUCGGUGAAGAACUUCGAGGAGGUCCCUGAUGUCUACAACUACUACGGCGAGCUUCUGCUUGACCAGCAGAACUACUCGGAGGCAAUCGAGAAGUUCGACAAGGCCGUUGAGAUGGAGAAGCUCAGCAAGCCCAUGGGUAUCAACGUCCUUCCCCUGAUUAACAAGGCUCUGGCUCUCUUCCAGUGGAAGCAAGACUUCCAGGAAGCCGAGAACCUGUGCCAGAAGGCUCUUAUCAUCGACCCCGAGUGCGAUAUUGCCGUGGGCACCAUGGCCCAGCUGCUCCUCCAGCAGGGCAAGGUCUCGCAGGCCCUCAAGUACUUCGAGCGGGCUGCUGAGCUUGCCCGUACCGAGGCCGAAAUCAUCAAUGCUAUCUCCUACGCCGAGGCCACCCGCACCCAGCUGGAGGUUCAGGAGAAGUACCCCCAGCUGGCCGCCCGGCUGAACGCCAUGGGUGCCAUGGGUGGUGCCCCACCUGGCAUGUAA
Molecule: messenger RNA, 1902 nt
Organism: Penicillium canariense
Lineage: Eukaryota; Fungi; Ascomycota; Eurotiomycetes; Eurotiales; Aspergillaceae
Gene: tom70
Product: putative mitochondrial outer membrane translocase receptor (TOM70)
Exons: 5
Coding region: 1-1902 (633 amino acids)
Biological process (GO): intracellular protein transport
Cellular component (GO): mitochondrial outer membrane
Molecular function (GO): protein-transporting ATPase activity; protein binding
Source: RefSeq, a predicted model, not a curated record